AUGCGCUUCUCGUCCAAGGGUUCCUCCACUUCCAACUUCACUGCCGUAGGAGGCGGAGCCGAGUGCGGGGUGGAAUCAGAUCGGUGCUUGCAGGAAUCCGACGACCAAACCAUUUCGCUGGAAGAUAUCCAAAGUAGGAACACUAGAACACCCAGUUUUGCUGCUUCUUCGCAGCUUUUACGCUUUGAUCGCGUAGAGUUCCCGACGCCCUUACUGGAGGAGGAAUCGGACGUGGCGGCGAGCGUGGAGGUGCUGAAGGCGGCGGCGAAGACCAGGAAGGUUCUGCCGGCCCAAGUCCUCGCUGCCCUCGCUUCGAUCAAGAAGGGAAAGGCGGAGCCAUCCUCGUUUCUCGAGACCCUCGGUGGUACGGAGUCGCCGGGGAGGACUUGGAUGCUUAUAUUCACGGCCCAGGGUAAGUUGGACAAGGGACGAUACUUUCCCAUCACUGCAGUUCAACGAUUUGAUGCUGCGGCAAAAAGGAUAGAGAAUGGUGUAUUUUUGGGUCCUGUCGGGUCUCUUACUUUCGAGGGCAAAUUUUCAUGGAAGAAUAGAAUAUUGGCAUUCAUUUUUCAGACCAUCCGUAUAAAGCUCGGACCAUUUGGUCCAUUGCAAAUUGAUCUUGGAGAAACAGAGAGAGAGCCCACCAGCAAAGAUCCCUUUUUCAUUUGGUUCUACAUUGACGAGGAAAUUGCAGUUGCUCAAGGUAGAGGUGGUGGAAUUGCAUAUUGGUGUAGAUGUCACCGUGUCACAUAGUCAAUUGUUUAUAGAUAAUUGUUUUCCAAAUCUCCAAACAUCAUGUAACUUUU
Molecule: messenger RNA, 806 nt
Organism: Zingiber officinale
Lineage: Eukaryota; Viridiplantae; Streptophyta; Magnoliopsida; Zingiberales; Zingiberaceae
Exons: 2
Coding region: 1-753 (250 amino acids)
Source: RefSeq, a predicted model, not a curated record